CCUCCCCCCACCAUGGCGCGGAGCGAGGCAGCGGCGGCGGGGCCGGGCCCGGGGCCCCCCCUUGACUGGGUACUGGCCCAGGCCCUGAUUCCCUGAAGAGAGGUGAGCGGGGGUCCCACAGGCUGGGGAGAGAGAUGUGGAGUGACUGGGCUUGUUCUGAGCCAGCUGGAGGCCUGGAACACUGCCUUGUAUGGAUUUCAGUGGCGGUUAUGGCAGGGACCAGGUGCCCCCCAGGCUGGGGGGUAGGGACAAGGUCAGGAACAUCGUGUUUGGGUAAGGGCUCGAAAGAACCAUGGCAUGGGUGGUAGGUGGUGGUCUCAGACCUGGAGGCAUCCCCUUUCAGGAUGAGUCAAGUGGUCGGAAAAGGGAAGUUUCCACAUAUCAGUAAAGGAUCCAAAAGAGUUUCCUGACGUGAUAUGACCCUGCAUUUGGAGAGUGGCAUGGAUAUAGUUUACCAUUGUGUGUGUGUAUGUGCAUGUACGUGGGAAAAUCUCCUGAUACUCAGACCUGCUGGUGGCUGAGAAAAAGCCAGAGAAAACGAUAAUUUAACGCUAAUAGCAGCUAACGUUUAUAUAGUGUUUACUCUGUCAGCAACUACUCUAAGCAUGUUACAGUGUAUUAUCUCAUCUAAUCCUCACAAUAAUCCUGUGAGGCAGGUGCUAUCAUCCUUGUUUUACAGAUGAACACACUGAGGCACAAAGAGAGGAAGUCACCUGAUUAAAGUCACACAGCAGGGAAUUGGGGGUGUGAACCUGGAAAGGUUGGGGCCAGAUUCUGUCCGGCAAGGCUGCACUGCCUCUCGAUGAAUGUUAGCUAUUUUCAGUGUUAUUAUUACAGUUUCAACUUGAGUCCCACCCAAGCUGUGGGACUUCCCGUUGCAUAGAUUGUGGUUCUGAGCCCUAGAGACCCUACUGCCAAGCAGGUACAGAGCUGGGCCUCCUACCUUGGGAGCGCCACCGCCCAGGCCAGGGUUUUCUGUCCAUUGUAGAGCAGUGUCCUGGAGGGAGUGCAAGACAAAUUAGUGGGGGGCCUCAGAGAUGGUGGGAUACCCUGACUUUGCCUUUUUCUCUCUUCAGCCCCAUCACCGUCUCCCUCAGUCUCUCUCUUUCUUCCCGUCUUUAUCUGUCUCUAUAACACUCUUACUUUCUCUUCCUGUCUCUCCCCCUCUCCAUCUCUGUGUCUCAGUCUCUCUUUUCUGUGUGUGUCUCCUCCACCCAGUUUUUCUGGCUCUCUUUGCUUCAGUCUUACUGCCUCUUCACCUUUCUUUCAGAUUCUUUCUCUUGUUAUCUCGUUGUCUCUCUCUCUGAAUCUGUCUCUCUGUAACUGCGAGUCCAUCUCUCCCUCCCCCUCGUCUCUGUCUCUUGGUCCCUUCUCUGUGUCCACAGUCCCCCUCCCCAUGGGCUGAAGGAUCAAGGCCACAUCAGGUCACAGGCCCCAAAUGCAGAUUCCUGGGAGGUGGGCCAGCAGGGACUGGGGCAUGGGGUGGGGUGAAAACAGUUUCAGGGACCCCCCCCUUCCCAUCCUUUUCUCUUCACCCCCCACCCACCCUGUGUUGUGAUGGGAGUUGACAUGUCGUGGGCUGCAGCUGCCGCAGGGGGAAUCCCUGCCGGAAGGUUUUGCCUGGAGCAGAGGCACAGCCUGAUUUUGUGUGUGUGUGUGUGUGUGUGUGUGUGUGUGUGUGUGUGUGUGUGUGUGUGUGUGUAGGCAUGUGGCCUUGUGCCCAUUAAUGUGAGCAUGAAAGUCUGCCCCCUGUGUGGGAGCUCAGCAGAGCCCAGGAUGAAACCAGCCUCAGAGAAAGACUUUUCAAGACUGAGCAGGGAGACUGAUGUGUUUUUCUCAGCCUCUCCCACCAUCAGAACCCCUCUGCUACAGCCAGAGGUUGCGGGGGGUGUAUUACCCUUAACAUUUACUGAAUACUUACUGUGUGCCAGGCCCGAUGCUCAGUGACCCCUAUGAAUGAGUUCACUGAACUCUUGCAGCAACCCAAUGAAGACAGUACAAUUAUCAGACCAUUUUACAAAUCAGGAAAUUAUGGCCUAGUUAGGGAAAAUCAUUGGUUUGGGGUCACAGAGCUAGCAAGCUGGGGAAGCCAGGACUUGAACCUGAGUCUAUUUGAUCUAAAGCCCUUGCUCUUAAUAAUAGUGCACAUUUCUAUCUCUGGCACAUAUUGGACACGAUGAUAAUAAUAAUAAUUAUCCACUUACAUGUAUUGAACACAUUGUAUGUGCUGGGCACUGUUCUGAGUAUACCAUGCUCAUUAAUCCAUUUAAUCCUCACAGAGGUAAGGCCUGUUUUUAUCUCCAUUUUACAGAUGAAGAAACCGAGAUUCAGAGAGGUUCAGACACUUGCCCGAGGUCACACAGCUAAUCUCACCUCCCGCUCCUCCCGUCUUCCCCCUGCACCAUGGCUCCAGGCCCCUUCUCCUCGGCGCUCCUCUCGCUGCCGCCUGCUGCCCUGCCCUUUCUGCUGCUUCUCUGGGCGGGGGCAUCUCGAGGCCAGCCCUGCCCCGGCCGCUGCAUCUGCCAGAACGUGGCGCCCACGCUGACCAUGCUGUGCGCCAAGACCGGCUUGCUCUUUGUGCCUCCGGCCAUCGACCGGCGCGUGGUGGAGCUGCGGCUCACCGACAACUUCAUCGCGGCCGUCCGCCGCCGAGACUUCGCCAACAUGACCAGCCUGGUGCACCUCACCCUCUCCCGGAACACCAUCGGCCAGGUGGCGGCCGGCGCCUUUGCAGACCUCCGCGCCCUCCGCGCCCUGCACCUCGACAGCAACCGCUUGGCGGAGGUCCGGGGCGACCAGCUCCGCGGCUUGGGCAACCUCCGCCACCUGAUCCUCGGCAAUAACCAGAUCCGCCGGGUGGAGUCGGCCGCCUUCGACGCCUUUCUCUCCACCGUGGAGGACCUGGAUCUGUCCUACAACAACUUGGAGGCCCUGCCGUGGGAGGCCGUAGGCCAGAUGGUGAACCUGAACACCCUCACGCUGGACCACAACCUGAUCGACCACAUCGCCGAAGGUACCUUCGUGCAGCUUCACAAACUGGUUCGCCUGGACAUGACCUCCAACCGCCUGCACAAACUGCCCCCUGACGGGCUCUUCCUGAGGUCCCAAGGCCCCGGGCCAAAGCCACCCACGCCGCUCACGGUCAGCUUCGGCGGCAACCCCCUGCACUGCAACUGCGAGCUGCUCUGGCUGCGGCGGCUGACAAGGGAGGAUGACCUGGAGACGUGUGCCACCCCUGAGCACCUCACCGACCGCUACUUCUGGUCCAUCCCCGAGGAGGAGUUCCUGUGUGAACCUCCGUUGAUCACUCGGCAGGCAGGCGGCCGGGCCCUGGUGGUGGAGGGCCAGGCGGUCAGCCUGCGGUGCCGUGCUGUGGGUGACCCUGAGCCGGUAGUGCAUUGGGUGGCACCUGAUGGGCGGUUGCUGGGGAACUCGAGCCGGACCCGGGUCCGGGGGGAUGGGACACUGGAUGUAACCAUCACCACCUUGCGGGACAGUGGCACGUUCACUUGCAUAGCCUCCAACGCCGCCGGGGAAGCCACGGCACCGGUGGAGGUGUGCGUGGUGCCUCUGCCUCUGAUGGCGCCCCCACCGGCCGCCCCACCACCUCUCACCGAGCCUGGCUCCUCGGACAUCGCCACACCUGGCCGACCUGGUGCCAAUGAAUCUGGGGCUGAGCGCCGGCUUGUGGCUGCCGAGCUCACCUCCAGCUCCGUGCUCAUCCGCUGGCCAGCCCAGAGGCCCGUGCCUGGCAUCCGCAUGUACCAGGUCCAGUACAACAGCUCCGCGGAUGACUCCCUUGUCUACAGGAUGAUCCCAUCCACCAGCCAGACCUUCCUGGUGAAUGAUCUGGCAGCGGGCCGCGCCUACGACCUGUGCGUGCUGGCCGUCUACGACGAUGGGGCCACGGCGCUGCCCGCCACCCGAGUGGUGGGCUGCGUGCAGUUUACCACGGCGGGGGAUCCCGCGCCCUGCCGCCCACUGAGGGCCCAUUUCUUGGGCGGCACCAUGAUCAUCGCCAUCGGGGGUGUCAUUGUCGCCUCCGUCCUCGUUUUCAUAGUUCUGCUCAUGAUCCGCUACAAGGUCUACGGCGAUGGGGAUGGCCGCCGAGUCAAGGGCACCUCCAGGUCGCCUCCGCGGGUCAGCCACGUGUGCUCUCAGACCAACGGCGCAGGCGCAGGCGCAACGCAAGCCCCGCCCCCGCAGGCGCAAGACCGCUACGAGGCGCUGCGCGAGGUGCCAGCUCCGGCUGCGGCGGUGGCCGUCGAGGCAAAGGCCGUGGCGGCCGACACGGCUUCCGCGGAACCGGAGGCGGUCCUUGGACGCUCCCUGGGCGGCUCAGCCACCUCGCUGUGCCUGCUGCCGUCCGAGGAAACCUCCGGGGAGGAGUCCUGGGCCGCGGCUGGCCCUCGGAGGAGCCGUUCUGGGGCCCUGGGAUCGCUGGCUUCGGCGCCCCCCACUUUAGCUCUGGUUCCUGGGGGAGCCCCGGCCCGGCCGAGACCGCAGCAGCGCUAUUCGUUUGACGGGGACUACGGGGCGCUCUUCCAGAGCCACAGUUACCCGCGCCGCGCCCGGCGGACAAAGCGCCACCGGUCCACGCCGCACCUGGACGGGGCUGGAGGGGGCGCGGCCGGGGAGGACGGAGACCUGGGGCUGGGCGCCGCCAGGGCGCGCCUGGCCUUUACCAGCACCGAGUGGAUGCUGGAGAGUACCGUGUGAGCGGCUGGCGGGCGCCGGGACGCCUGGGUGCCGCGGACAAACGCCCAGCCGCCCGGACGCCGGGGCAGGACUCGGGGGACAAAGCUCCGAGCAAAGACGUCGGACUGCAGGGGAGGCGUGCCCUUCUCCUCCCUGGAUGGGGUGGGCGGCCUGGGCUGCGGCUCGAAGUCACGCCCCCGCGCUUAGGGGGGUUGGAGGGUGGGCCGCCGAGCUCCUCUCCCCCACGGACUUUAAGCCCCCCUCCUGCCCCUCCCCCCGCGCGCUCGCGGACCUCGCUGGAGCCGGUGCCUUACACAGCGAAGCGCGGGGAGGGGCAGGGUCCCCCGACACUGCAGCACUGAGACACGAGACCCCUCCCCCUGCCCAGAACCCGGGGCAGGGGCGAGGGACCCAUUUUCUUGUAUCUGGCUGGACUAGAUCCUAUUCGGUCCCGCGGCGGCCUCCAAAGCCCCCACCCCCACCCCAUUCAAUUCCCUGGUCCCGUCGGGUCUGGCUUGGGGUGCCCCUUUCUCUGUUCCCUUCGUUUGUCUCUGUCACGCCCUCUGUCAUCUCUGUCUUACGUCCUUCCCUGUUUGUCUCUUAUUUCUCUGUCCCGUCAUCUCUUCUCCCUCUGAACUCCCGUAUUGCGUCCAGCCUCCUUGUCUCUCCAGAUUAUAUCUCCCCAGUACACAUUCUCCCGGGCAGGUCCCACUGGAAGGACCAGACUCACCCCUCUUCCUUCCUCUUAACCCCCAAAUAAAUCCCCACAUGAACAAAAUCCAAAACCAAAUCCCCCUCCCUACCGGAGCCGGGACCCUCCGCCGCAGGAGAAUUAAACAUUUUUCUGUGUCUGAGGCCACUCUGCUGA
Molecule: messenger RNA, 5566 nt
Organism: Aethalodelphis obliquidens (Pacific white-sided dolphin)
Lineage: Eukaryota; Metazoa; Chordata; Mammalia; Artiodactyla; Delphinidae
Gene: LRFN1
Product: leucine rich repeat and fibronectin type III domain containing 1
Exons: 4
Coding region: 2404-4719 (771 amino acids)
Cellular component (GO): postsynaptic density membrane
Molecular function (GO): protein binding
Source: RefSeq, a predicted model, not a curated record